This is a messenger RNA of Anguilla rostrata (American eel), 6380 nucleotides long. RefSeq names its product KAT8 regulatory NSL complex subunit 1b (gene kansl1b). The coding region runs from base 990 to 4103 and encodes 1037 amino acids. Gene Ontology annotation, cellular component: NSL complex. The record is from RefSeq and is a predicted model, not a curated record. NCBI's taxonomy places the organism in Eukaryota, Metazoa, Chordata, Actinopteri, Anguilliformes, Anguillidae. Gene Ontology annotation, molecular function: histone acetyltransferase binding. The transcript has 15 exons.
GUUUCUACUGGCACGUCUUUAUUGGAUCGUAAACAGAGAGGGAUAACUAGCGAUGGCACUUUCCUACCAAUGCCAGGAUUUCCCCGGUAUAAAUUAAGUCGCGAGGGUCUAGUUAUGAUUUCGCUCAGCAAUUUAAAAUUUCUGUCGCCAUGUCUUUUUUAUCAUUAGGAAAAUAAACUGGAGCAGGUGUUUUGCAUCACACGUAGUCACGUUAUUCAGAAUAUACAUUUCCGGCUUAAAGGCAAAUUAAAAUUGUUAGAAAAUACAACAUUUGCUCGAGCGUACGUGAACAAAAUGUUAAGGUUCUGUUGGAGCCACGAUGGCGGUCUGUAGUGGCACAGUUGCAUUGAUUUCAAUGGUUUGAUGGUGGAAUCUCUCUUGCGCCGACAAGCUUCCUCUCUGUCAGCCCUUCACUCUAGCGGCGAGUAUGAGGAAUGUCUCCCGCCGCGGCUCUACUACUCUCCGGUUCUAUGUUUGUCAGACUUGAAAUCCGAGGGAGAGGAGCGAGCCGCCAUUUUCCGAACGUCGCUCUCCCAGAAACGGCAAAAAAAAUAACCCAGAUAAAACGGGAGAAUAUACUACAGUCUGAUUAAGAAUCAGGUUUGGGGAAAAAAGGGAAUAUUAGGAAUAUUAAAACUAUAUCACACUGAUUGGAAAGGACAGUUUUUCGUUUUGUAUAUUUAAACUCUGGUUUCUUGUUCGUUGUUUCGCCCAUUUCGUGAACCCGAGAGCAACACGGGGUUGCAGAAACCAGAAGCUCAUCAGAAACUGGUGCGCGUCUGACGGGGGAUUACCCAUGUAUUAGCUAUUCUCCCUGUUUUUGGGUCAUUUCUUGAUUUUUUUCCUUUUAAAUUACGGAGAUUUGUUGCUGAAAUUCCCCCGGACUCUGCUCCUCAUCACGUGGCUGUCCUCCUGCGGGGCAGUAGCUGGGUGGUGUGGAGCUGGCCCCUGCGCUCAGGGAGGCCCCCGCGCCCGCCCCUCGGCGCUGCAUGGCUGCGAUGGCGCCCGCUCUUACCGACGCGCCAGCCGAAGCUCACCACCUGCGCUUCAGACUGGCCCCGCCCUCCUCCACCCUCUCCCCGGGCAGCGUGGAGAACAACAGCAACGCCAGCAACAUCCUCCUCUCCGGCAGCGGCGCCGCCAAGCGCGGCAAGGCGCUCGGCACCAAGGCGGAGCCCGAGCUGGCCGAGGCCCCGCCCGCCCACCUGGGCAAGCUGCAGCCGCUGGUGGCGUCCUACCUGUGCUCUGAUGUGACCUCGGUCCCGUCCACCAAGGAGUCGCUCAAGCUGCAAGGUGUGCUCAUCAAGCAGGCCGUCCUCAAGACCCACGGCGUCCUGCCGGACUCCUACUUCAACAGCGGCGACUUCCUGCCGCGGAAGGCCCCGGGCGAGCAGCUCAAGGCCGCCAUGAGCGGCGGCCAGCCCGCGGCCCCGCCCACUGCCCCGCCCGCCCUCAACGGCCUGGCCAAGAAGCUGGCCAAGCCUGGCGCGGACAGGGACCGCACCGCCGCGGUCAACGGGGACCGCCCCCCCGCCGGCCGGGCUCCCCCGCCCCAGGCCCCGCCCCCGCGGGGGGACCCGGGCGCCCUGCUGAAGGGAGGGGCGGAGCAGCCGCAGCCCGAGGACGCGUCCCGCAAACCCGUCGCCCUGGCGACCUCCUUGGAGUUGGGGGGCCGGGACGCGCAGUGCUCGGCCCUCCCGCCCGCGGCGGACGGCGCCCCCGCCCGCUCGCCGCUCCCCGGCCUGGACGAGGAGGUGCGGGAGCGCACCGCGGCGCGCCGGGCGCGGCAGUGCGAGAUGGAGGGCCGUCUGCGUCGGCUGCGCAAGCGGCUGCAGGUGGUGCAGGCCAAGCAGGUGGAGCGGCACGUGCAGCAGCAGCUGCGCAGCCUGCUGCAGUCGGCCCUGUGCCCGCCGCGCCCGGCCGGCAGCUUCCUGCGCGGCGGCUCGGUGCCCGGUGAGCUGGACCGCCUGGCGCUGAGCGGCACGGCCGGCCUGCGCGCCGCGGAGACCGCCUUCGACUCGGACGCCACCGAGAGCAGCUCCGGCGGCGAGUCGGACGUGGAGGAGGACCAGCUGGCCCAGGCCGACCUGGAGAGGAGACACGUCUCGCUAUGGAGGCGGGCGGAGGGCCGCUUUGCGCUGGAGAGAGCCUCCAUCAUCAGCCACUGGAACUGGCUGCAGGCCCACAUCUCCGACCUGGAGUACCGCAUCCGCCAGGAGACCGACAUCUACCGCCAGCUCCGCUCCAACAAGGGUUUGAUAGUGCUGGGAGACUCCGCCCCCUGUGAAGUGUCCUUGGAGGAUGGGACGGAGGUGAAGGCGGAGCCGAUCCCCUGUCAUGUGACGCAGGAGCGCGUUGUGGGCGGGGCAGAGUGCGCUGACGCUGACUCUGGCCUGUGGAAAGGAUGGGCUCCUGGAAGACCGGUCAACGGGGUCCUCAACAGCCUGCUCCCCAGCCUGCCCGUCACUGGCUCCCCAGAGAGCUCUGACACCGAGGAGCAGCUCAGCAAGAAGCAGCGGGGCCUGCACCCCUGCUCUUCCUCCUCCUCCUCCUCCUCCGCCCAGGACGCCUCCUGUGUCGCCGCCCGCACCCGUCCCGUCCUCAGCUGCAAGAAACGGCGGCUCGUCAGGCCCAACGCCGUCUCCAACCUCAACCGCAAGGCCCAGAGGACGCCCGGGCCUCGCUGCGGCUGUGACGUCAGCCCCUCGUGCCUGAUGUGCGGCGGCCGCGGCGCCCUCACCGGGGACCUGCAGUACGAGCGCCCCCUGCUGGACCGGCUGUCUCAGUCCGACCCCUGCGUUCACCCCAUCCUCUCCUUCGAUGACGAUGUUUCCAUGAUGCUGCACCUCCAGGGGGCGCUGAAGACUCACUGGCAGAACAGACCGCUGGAGAAGUUCAAGCCCCUGAAGAAGCUCUCCCUGAAACACAAGCUCUCCGGCCGCCUCUCCGACCCUUCGUCCCCCUGCUCCUCUUCAUCCAAAGACAAACACAAGCUGUCCAACUCGCUCAUCGCCACCGUCAGGCUCUCUCACCAUAAGAUGCGGCAGGACCGGCUGCAGCACCGGCAGCAGCUGGACAGCCUGCUGAGCGCGUCCAAGCUGUGCAAGGAGCGCGUCCGGGGCCUGGCCUACGGGCCCUACGACCGGGGCCACAGCCGCAAGAGGCCCCGCGACCGCUCGCUGGACAGGACCGACCCCUCCUCGAAGCUGUUCCCGGACACCUGCAGCCCCUGCUCGUCAAACAGCCUGCACACGCCCACCCACAGCCCCCUGCUGCGGCAGCUGUCCACCUCAUCAGAGAGCUCCGCCCCCUUCGCCCUCAACAGCCAAAGUGCCAUCAGCACCCCGCCCAUUCGACGGCGCAGAGGCGAGAGCUCCUUCGACAUCAACAACAUCGUCAUCCCCAUGUCCGUGGCGGCCACCACGCGCGUGGAGAAGCUGCAGUACAAAGAGAUCCUGACGCCCAGCUGGCGGGAGGUGAACGUCUGCGCGAGGCCGAUUGCUGAAGAGGACGACGCCGUGGAGGUUGAGGAUCUGUCGGAUGUGGCGUUCUCCCAGCUGCACCAGCUGUGUGAGGACCAGGAGCGUUCCCGCUGGAGCUGGACCGCCAGCGCCAUGGCCAAGAGGCGGGGCAGCCGGUCAUACAAGUCUCUGGACGGGCGCACCACCCCCCUGCUGGGCGGGACCAACCCCUCCACGCCCCAGCCGUCGUCCCCGGAUACGGCGCACUUCCACUCGCUGCAGGACUACGGCCCCAUGGGGUCCCCCUGCAGCCCCGCCAGCCCCGACCUGCCCCCCCACCGCCUGCAGCCCAGCGAGGACACGCGCUGCUCCACCCCCGACUGCAGCUACGAGGAGCUGGUUCCCCAGCCGGUUCUGCCGUGGGAGAGCCGGACCUUCCCCCUGGAGUACGACCCGGCGACAGAGCCCCUGGACCCGAGCAGCCUGACCCCGGAACGCCCGGGACGAGCCCCCCGCCGCCUGUCCAUCAGCAAGCCUGAGAACGGCCCCGCCUCGCCAGACCCCGCCCCCGGCCCCGCCCCCUCCACGGAUGAGGGCUGGAUGCAGAAGGCCCCCGUGGCCCCCCGAGCGGCCCAGUGGUGAAGCACGUGGACGGACACUUCUCACCACCGUCACAAAAUAAAAACUACAAAAAACAGCAGAGAGAAAAAACCGACAAAAACAAAAAUAUAAUAAGAAAAAAAAAAGAUUCCUGUUGUUUGAUAUUCAAACAUCAGUAUGUUUUUUUCACGGUUUUUAGUGAACAUACAGAAUUAUAGAAACCUUGUUUUUAACUUUGUUUUUUUUGUCACAAGAAAACAAACCUAAAAAUGGAAAAAAAUGUAUUUAAAAAAAAAAAAAAAAAAAUACAACAAAAAAGAAAAAAACAGAUUAGAUUGAAGGCUAAACAAUGACCAUGGGGCUCUGUGUCUCUCUGUUAUGUUAGCAGCACACUCAUAGCGCACUGUGUGGUGGGGCGUGGCUCACUGGCUGGGAAGGGGUUUCUACUGAUUAACUGUGUCUUUGACCCCGUGUGUCUUUACAGUGGAGUGACCGUGCAAAACCAAACACAGAAAACGAAGAGAAAAAAGAACCUCCCCUUUAAUUUCUGUCGAGUUCAUGUGGCGCAGUUUCCUUUUAAGAGAACCUGUGUGUGACAGACAUCUUGUCCUAGAUACACACACAGCACUUCCUGUCCUAUAAGCUCUCCCAUUGGAACCUGUGUGUGACAGACAUCUUGUCCUAGAUACACACACAGCACUUCCUGUCCUAUAAGCUCUCCCAUUGGAACCUGUGUGUGACAGACAUCUUGUCCUAGAUACACACACAGCACUUCCUGUCCUAUAAGCUCUCCCAUUGGCUGGAGGAAAACCCACUUAUCCAACAGGAAAGAGCCAAGUAUUUACUUUGCUCCUUUCAUACCCACCCCCACUCAUCACUCUCUUCCCCCCUUUUUAAAUUGAGUCUGCCCAGCCCUGUUUCUGGAGAUAUACCGUCCUGUAGGGUUUCAUUUGAGCCCUGAUUUGGCACACCUAACUCUGCUAACUAGCAGCUCAGUGAGAUCUCUAGGUAUUGAAUGAGGUGUGCUUCGUUAGGGUUGGAGUGAAAACCUGCAGGACCGUAGAUCUCUAGCUGUUGAAUGAGCUGUGCUGUUUCACAGUUGGAAUCAAAUCCUUGAGGACAGUAGAUCUCCAGGGACAGUAGGCCGGGGCUGGGUGGCCCUGCUGUACAGGGGGUCCGUGUUCACCCUCCUGGGUUGGAUGUGGCAGUAUUCGUUUGUUAGUUGGAGGAUGGCAGAGCAGGUGAUUGGGUAGACGGGGGCGGAGUUUGUUGAAGUCCCGGAGCGUGCGAAAUGCCUGCCACCGGACACGCACUCGUUCAGGUGGCCCCCCCAUUACUUAGCAACAUUACCGCCCCCUGCUGGCUGUUAACCGUUACUGCAGCGCGGCUGGGGCUGGGGGGUGCUGUGUGGCAGCCUGACCAAAGGCACUGCUGACUCAGUCCUGGAGAAACCGUGAAAAGGAAACGUCAGUCAUCAUUCCUCCCCUACCCACUCCCGCCCCCCAUUCCCCGCCCCUGUACUUAACCGUCUCCGUGGAGACCAUUCCGAAAUAGAACAGACCAAUGGGACGAGUCGGGCAGCGGCGUACGGGGGGGGGUUUCUGUGAGCUCGUUCUCUGCGGAGACCCACGUCUCUGUUUGGUGGAAGUGUUCGUUUUAUUUCCUCCCCCUCAUUUUGCAAAGUGGGAGUCUUUUUUGUCCCCCCCCCUCCUGUGGUUUGAGUUGGAUUUGAUGGCGGACAGGAAAAAGAAACGUGUUCUCUCUAAAAGGAAGCCAGCCUUUCACGCCUAGCACUUGUGCUGAACGCCGCCCCAAACGUCAGGUUAGAGUUCUGAGGGGAAUCUUCCUUCUCUGGAGUAUUAGACUCCAGCUUCGCUGGGGGGUUUUUUGUUUUGUUUUUGUUUUGUUUUGUUUUUUGCUGUUCAGUGUGAUCACCCUUUCUGCAGGAGAAUACUUAGCCGCACAGUCCGCCUGGUCGUGUCACCCUGGCGUUGUGUCCAUGUCACGGACGAGCGAGACUUGUGAAUAUUAUUUGAAGCACUAUUUCCAUCUUCAGUGGCUAAUUGCUAUGCAAUCCAGAUUUUGCUAAUUAUAUAAACAUGUAAGUCAAUGGCUAGCAUUUACACCUCAGUUGAGAUUUUCAUUCAAUCCUGUAUCACUGAUUGUUUUUGUUUGUUUUUUUUUGUUUGUUUGUUUGUUUUUGUAGGGACAAACCGGUCUCUGUGUAGUCCCCUCCAUUUUGAUUUCUGCCAGUUACAGCAGAACCAGAUCGCAAAAUUGUUUUGUAAAUAGCAUCAUUAAAAAUCAUGUUAAAAACGA